AUGUCGCUGAUCCCUUAUCAUCCUCGUGAGGGUCGUGAGAUUGUCCUCCGCCACCACAGCUCCCUCGUCGUCCGAGACCCCGAUUCCCAGCGCCUCGAGAUCCGCCGUACCGAAUGCCCGACAUGCCACCAGCCACUUGGCCGUGCCGCCUCUCCCGAGCGCUCCUUUGACCGGCAGUAUGACAUGAAUCAUGAAUAUGUCAAUCCCGACUACUUUCGCAUGCUCCGCGCCGGAAACCACAGCUUCCACGGCGCAAACGGCCCUCCCAGUCCGGUCCGGCGGCUUGCCCAGCCCGCCCUUGUGAGCGACCACUCCAGGCACUCGACGCCGGCCGCCGAGUCCGUCGGUGACGACGCCGAGUUCCUCUCUAGCGCUCCAGGCGUGGGCCAGGCUGAGGGCAGCAGAAUCCGCCGCGAAGCCUUCAGCCCCAACUACUUCAAGACCUUCUUCGUUGAGGAAACCGUCCUCGGCCGUGGAGGCAAAGGCGUUGUCCUGCUCGUCCGGCACGAAAUCGACGGAUGUCAGCUCGGCCAUUUCGCCUGCAAACGCGUUCCCGUCGGCGACGACCACGCCUGGCUCGAAAAGGUUCUCAUUGAGGUCGAGCUGCUCGCCAAGCUGUCGCAUCCGAACCUCGUGUCGUACCGUCACGUCUGGCUCGAGGACGUUCAGCUCACCCGGUUUGGUCCCAGCGUCGCCUGUGCCUUUAUUCUUCAGCAGUACUGCAACAGCGGUGACCUCCACCAGUACGUUGUGGGAGGCGCCCCCAGAGAGGCCACCAAGGAGGAGCUCAAGGCCCAGAUGCGGCGUCGCUCCAAGGGCCAGGCCGAGCUGCCUCGCAAUCUCCUCAACAGCAGGCCGCAGCUGUCGUUCGAGGACAUCUACUCCCUUUUCAAGGACGUCACCUCGGGGGUCGCCUAUCUCCAUGCCGCCAACUACAUCCAUCGCGACCUCAAACCCAGCAAUUGCCUGCUGCACAAGGAAGGUGGCAAGAUGACAUGCCUCAUCAGCGACUUUGGAGAAGUGCAGCCCGAGAAUGUCGUUCGCAAGUCUACUGGCUCCACCGGUACAAUCUCCUAUUGCGCCCCGGAAGUCCUCAAGAUGGAUGCUACCGGCCAAUACGGCAACUUUACCACAAAAUCAGACAUGUUCUCCUUGGGCAUGAUUCUCUACUUCAUGUGCUUCGGCCGCCUUCCCUACCACGGAGCCAAUGCCAUCCAGGAGGAGUUGGAGGACAUUGACCAACUCCGUGACGAAAUCAUGGACUGGAAGGGUUUCCAGGACGAGCGCCGCGAGCGCCCCGACCUGCCACCAAGACUAUACAAGCUUCUUAAGAAGUUGCUGUCACUGGACCCCGCUGAGCGGCCGAGCGCAAAUGAGGUAUUGACUGCCAUGAGGAGCGAGACGAACUUUGAUGGUAUCACCAGGGGAGACAGGACCCCCAACUCGAGUCCUCUACGAGGCAUUCGCGUCCAGAAUCUUGACUCGCCCGUCUCCUCGGGGACACCAGUGCCAGAUCCUCGCAAGGAGCGGUCUUAUAGCAACGGCAGUUCCAACGACGAGGCGAGCGCCUGGCGCAAGGCCACAGAACGGGAGUCGGACCGGGUGCCACCACCUGGCCUUGCUCAGCACCGCAACGCCAGCUCGGCCGCGGCUCCUGACAGCAUCGACUUUGCGCCGAGGCCUGACCACGAUUCUCACUCGAUGGUAGAUAGCAGCGGCCCGCUUUCGCCACCACUGUUGCUGGCGCCUCCCCGGACCCGGGCGGAAGAGGUUCGAUACCAAACAGUGGUAAUGUUCGAGCGCAUGCUUGGCAUUGUCGGCAUCAGACCCGAGUUCGUGAGCUACAUUGGUCGUCUGGGACUUUUCCUCCUGAAGAUGGUAACUUUAGGGCGCCCAUGCUGGCCGUAUGUUGCCAGUCUUGAAGUAAGCAUACCCCUGGUCGUCGUGGCGGCCCUCGACCUGGGAUUGCCAACCAUCACUUCCGCUGGCGGGGCUCGCAGAGAUUCACAAACGGGGGACUUGGUUUCGACCCAUAUCCCAUCAGCUGGCCUCGGCACAAGCAUGAUUCUGCUGGCGUUUCACUUUGCUGUCCUCUGGCUAGCGCAAAAGUGGAAUGCUCUUUGCGUUGCCGUUCCUGGAGAUGACUGGGCCGACUGGUAG
Purpureocillium lilacinum is the source of this 2160-nucleotide messenger RNA. RefSeq names its product putative serine/threonine-protein kinase iks1. Gene Ontology annotation, cellular component: cytoplasm; cytosol; nucleus. Lineage: Eukaryota; Fungi; Ascomycota; Sordariomycetes; Hypocreales; Ophiocordycipitaceae. Gene Ontology annotation, biological process: protein phosphorylation. Gene Ontology annotation, molecular function: eukaryotic translation initiation factor 2alpha kinase activity; ATP binding. The record is from RefSeq and is a predicted model, not a curated record.